Symbiodinium necroappetens is the source of this 3144-nucleotide messenger RNA. NCBI's taxonomy places the organism in Eukaryota, Dinophyceae, Suessiales, Symbiodiniaceae. The record is from the annotation of a GenBank genome assembly.
GCGAGAGAAUGGCACAGGGAUACCAUGGAGGACCAGCAGAGGAUGUUUCUCGUAGUGCCAAGAGCCGUUUUGGCUUACUGGCGGGGAAAGCUGGGUGAGCAGGCAGGUGUACGCCGUGUAGCCAACGCCGUCACAGUCGACAGAAUCGAAGAUUUGAGGCGAAAGCAGAAGCUGGUGCCGCUUUGCUCCACUGUGUUCUGGCGACCCAGGAGGCUGUCCCUGGGCUCGCAGCAUGGCUGGCAUCACUCAAGCUGGCACAUUGUGAAGCUCUUGCCCGUCUUCCCGCUUUGGCACGAGCUGGCGGAGGUUCUUCCCCUGCGACCCUUGGAGCGCCACCGCCUCGCCAAGGACAGCAGGCGAUAUCGACUGUUGGAAGCCAUCGGCGCCGGUGCCACGUCAAGGGUCUACAUGUGUGUGGACAACGCCGGCAACGUGAGAGCCGUGAAGCGGUCGCCUGACAGCAGGAUUGGCUUGUCCAGAUUGCGGCGGCAAGGGAAUUUCAGGCUAAUUGAAGAGCGGCUCCACCAAGAGAUUGCCAUCCACCUGUCCCUCCAGCACGCCAAGAUUGUAGGAAUUUUGGACGUGGUUGAGACGGAGCAGGACCAGUCAGUCCACACUUGGAAUUUGGAGCUCACAUUCAGCGAUGCAGCGUACACUUUGAAAGGAACUGCUUCACAGGUGUUUCGGCAGAUUGCAGAAGGCUUGCAGCACAUGCACACCAGGGGAUUUGCCCAUGGCGAUUUGAAGCCUGCCAACAUCCUACUGUCUGACACCGAGCAACUACAGGUCAAGCUUGCAGAUUUUGGCCAUUCAAAAGUGGUGGAUGAUGUCCUCGCCUCCGAUGUUGCUGGCACUCCACUAUACAUGGCGCCGGAGCUCUUCGCAAGGGAGGCGGCUCAAGCGGAUGCCCGAGCGGCUGAUCUUUGGUCCCUCGGUGUGAUCCUGUUCGAGCUGCUCACAGGGCACUGCCCCUUCUCGGGUACAGGCGUGGAGCUGCAGCAGGCUAUUCGAUCAUGCAACAUCUCCUUCUGGGUCAGUGACGACAUCCCAGUCCCCAGCGGCAGCGCACAGUCUUUGGUCAGUGCGCUUCUCAAGCGACAGCCUUCGAGGCGAGCCACGCUGGAAUGGUGUUUGAUCCACUCGUUUAUCGCUGGCCCCGGGACUGUCGGACGCCUCCUUUUGCGAGAUGGCCUCCGAGCGACCGAAGCACCUGAGAUCCCAGAAUUCGAAGAUGCUAUGCUGCAAGAGCGUUACCUGCUGCCCAUGCUGACCGAGACGCACAUACGAGAGCUGCGCAGCGACCUUCGCAAGUGGAUGUUGAAGUUUCGAUGUGCUGCUAUGACAAUUGGGCACGAGGUCGUGGCUAACUUCGGCCUGGCAAGCUUGGCAGCCUUUUCUCGGGAGCGCAUCGAGAAUGCCAGGGCCGAGUUGCUGUGUGUCAUGGCCUUCCAUACAGGCGCCAAGCGUCCGGCAACCAGCAAUGUGCAAGAGGCACUGCGCCGAGGCACAGGGCGGCACGUUCCGGAAGCAUCGCCUCCCUGCGAUGCUGGCGAAGGCUUGCAGGACAGGGCUGACAAGAGCCACAAUGGCAAUGAGGCAAUCGAGGACGAAGCUGCAGCGCGGCAGCGACGUCUCGCAGCUCGACGGAAGGUAACUCGCAGCUGGAAUUUCAGCGGCCGGUCAGGCAUCAAGACCGUGCUGGACGUUGACUUCCGUGUGACCGAGAUCGUUGGAUAUCAAUCGGAUCGAAAGCAGCAGGCGGAUUAUGGAAUGUUGGUGAAUCCACAGGCUCUAAGCAGGACAGCCGGUCUCGUAGGCUUGGCUUUCGCUUCGAAGAGCCGAGCAGGUCAAAUUCCAUUCCGAUUCCAGUCUGAGGCAUGCAGGAACAUGUCGAAGAUCGGUCUCAAGCGUCGCUCCCAGCCGUGCACCGAGGAGCCUCCAGAUGAAUCCCGAGGCCGUGUUGGACUUCGUCAACUGCGUCUGUCGAAUCACGAGAGCAGCCUGCAGGGAGGCAAGGAGCGCCAGGUUGGAAGGAACGAACUGUUGUCGAAGACACUGAAAGCAGUAACGCGUGACUGGGGAGCGGCAAUUGCCUGUGGCUGCGCUGUCAAGAUGAUAGAUCGUUUCACGAAGUGGAAAUUGCCGGCACGUGAGCAAAAAACUGCUCCGUGGCUGCUCCUCGGCUUGUUUUCUUGCUCCGCCUUGCCGUGGGCUGACGUGUACUCCUGGCAUUCGCAGUGCUUUCGACAGGAUGCAUGCAUCAAGUCGGAGAUUUUGGUUGCACGUGCGGGCAUGGUCAAGCACACAGCUGUGGGCUUUCAGCAUCUUUGCACAAUUGCACUUCCACUGCCGAGUUCGAGCCGGGAUCUCUUGCCGGCGACAGGUGGGUCGAAGAAGUAUGAGCCGCCCAAGUCGCCAGUCAUCAGACCCUCGCCACCAGGCUCUCCGCUGUGGGAUCAUGAGAAGAAGGAGAAGGAACGAGCUCUUGAGAACUUUCACGAGAUCGAAGCUAUGGAUUUCGCUUUGCCGGAACACGAGGAGGACGAGUUGUCGCCCCUGGACGGCGAAGGUAACGAGGAGCACCACAUCAAGUUCAAUAUGGUCGGCUUCGACGACCCCAAGUCGGACGAUGAAGCUGCGCCAGUUUGCAAACAGGCCAGCACUCUCAGCACUUCGAGCCACUUGGCCGUGCCUGAGGCGCGGCGACGGUUUGAGAGUGCACCGCCAACCAUGGGAAUCGGAGCCAGCCCGAUGCUGCGAGCAGCUCUUGAUAUGGUGGCACUUGAGCAGGCUGGCGGCUGGUGCUUGUGCGGAGAGAGCGCUGCCACGAAUCAGAGCGGACGCAUAUCGGAGCAACGUGCCAAGACGCAUGCUAGCUGCGAGGGCUUGAAGGAGUCGCUGGUCUUAGUCGUCGACAUCAUCGACAUCAUUGCCGUCCCCAUCAUCCUUCCGCACCACACAGGAUUGGCCGCCAGGAUCCGUCCGUCGUCAAGCAUGGAGAAGGCACCGGAGGCGCUCUUUGCGAGAGGCUUCGUUGGUGUCGGUUUUGAGGCAGAGCACUUGGACCUGGAGCCAGCCCUAUUCUCCUGUCAGCUCUUGAUGGAGUGGCGGCAUCCGCCGGUGGCUUACAGCACCUGCCCGUGA